CCGGCCACCACGGCCUUCUCUUCAGCCGACUAACCAGCUAACACUUACAGCAUAAUUUAUGGCACAUUAAAGGGUAUCACGCCGUAACUGAGACGCAUGGAAUGGUGUCGGCUGCCAGUAGAUUGUAAAUUAUAAUUAUUGAUUGGCUGUUGCUAGUUACUGUGACGCGAAUCUAACGUGGUGGCAGCUGGUUGUUGUUUUGUCGUCUUAAUAAAAGGUAGUCCCCGUCCUGCUUCUGUUUUUUCACUUUUUAUUUUUUGGUCAGUUGCCAGUAAACUCCUUCCCCCGCUUUUCGUACCUGCUCUGGGGACCGCCAGCUCCUCCUCGGGGUUGUUGACCGCCGUUGAGACAGAGAAGGGUUCCGGUAACUUUGGGAGUUUGCUGACCCCAUCUGGGUCACUGGGUUGCCUGAUGCUGCCGGAUAGGCCGGAGGCUCCAGUCAGCAGAUGUCGGUUUACUUAGUCGAGAUGUUGGACCGGAGAUAAGUUAGUCCUUCCUUUUGCAAUCACAUUUUUUUUUGCAUAGGUGGUCAGAUAAAGUGCACUCUCUCCAUCGCAGUAUGUAUGUUAUCUAACAUCUGUGAUAUGUGCUGGAUCGCAGUUGUCAUCAGCAGUCUUGUGCCAAAUUGUAAUUGCUGUCCCUAAUCCUGUGUUCCGGCGAUGCUGGACGGAGGAGCUUCACAUCGGCCUCGUGUUUACUCAAGCGGCCGCGCUGUUUUUAAUGCCCUUAUUUUACGGGCAUGAGUUUCUGUGUCCCAUCUGGACUUCCUGUGAUGGGGGUAGGGCCGCCUCGCCGUUCAUGGAUGUGAUGGAGUGCGAGAAAUGUGUGGACUGCUGAAAAAUAGCGACUGCCGUUUUAACAGUUUUUGAUGCAUAAAGAACCCCGGGGGUUUUGGGGGGGGGGGGCUUUCAAAAAGUGCCUGCUAGUUCAGAAUGGACGAUGUAAGCCCAAGUAAUACCUGCACAGGACUGGAGCGUUCCCCCUUGGCUGUGAUGAAACCUAGACGACUGUCUGCCUCCCUCAAACUGCAGUUACGUUAGAGUGUGUAUUUUUUUCGUGUUUUUUCGUGUUGAGCACAAGAGCUGUAGAGGCUACGUUUAGAGACGUUUUUUUACGUUUUUUUUUUUCUGAUUUUUUUUUCUGCCUUUAUAUUGUUUGGUGGCAUGUCAUUACAUGUCCAGCAGUCUGAAGUCUGUGGAUUGGUUCCUUUCGGGUCUGCAGAGUGUAUUCAAUCCUCUGGUCUCCGUGCCUGACCACUUGGAGGGAUCCUGGUGUGGAUUAUAAUUUAGGGGCCGCAGUAGAUUCUCCGUGUUGCAGUAUCUGUAAAAAAUGCAUCGCCUGGCCCCCGCUUUGCCAAAAGACUGAGCCGCCCUGUGGACACCUCCGCCCAAGAUGGAGAGAAAACGGAGAAAGAAAUGAGAGCUUCCAGGCGCCGUUCAACUUGGGCACCAUGCAGCUUCAUGCCAAGCAGUUCCCAUCAGACUUCUUAGUGUCUUGAUUUUGGUUGUUUUUUUCUUUUGAUGUGGUGAGGAGCAGCGUCGGCUCUGGGACAGCACUAUACAGAGACAGUAGGAUUUGUAGGGGGCUGGCAGCUGCGGUCAUGACUUCUCCAAGGGCUCUGUGGCUUUUCAGCAUCGUGGCCCUCCUGGGGUGGAGGUUGCCCCAAGUUGGGAGCAAGCGGGAAGGUGUGAGCAUGUCCCCGGAGGUACUCCAUUGCCCAAAUUGCUCCCAGCUCACUCUUAAAGUGGAGUUUUCUACGAAAGUGGUGGAACAUGAGUACAUAGUGGUAUUUAAUGGCUACUUCACGGCACGUGCGAGGAGCCGGUUCAUCAGUAGAGCGCUGCACGACUUGGACGCGCUGGUCUGGAGGAUCAUGCCGCGGGACAAUCCGGCGAGCGACUUCCCCAGCGACUUCGAGGUGGUGCAGAUCCGGCAGGCUCUCCCACAGGGUCUUCUCACUCUCCAAGACCACCCCUACAUCAAGAGGGUCACACCCCAGCGCAUGGUCUUCCGCAGCCUCAAGUUUGUGCAAACGCCGGAGCCUGGCUCAGCAGCUCCCUGCAAUGACACUCGCUGGACCCAGAAGUGGCAGUCGUCUCGGCCGCUGCGCCGGACCAGUCUGUCACUCGGCUCGGGCUUCUGGCACGCCACGGGCCGCCACAGCAGCCGACGCCUCCUGCGCGCCAUCCCCCGACACGUGGCCCAGAUCCUGCAGGCCGACGUACUCUGGCAGAUGGGCCACACCGGUUCUGGUGUGAAAGUGGCAGUCUUUGACACCGGGCUCAGCGAGAAACACCCACACUUCAAAAACGUGAAGGAGAGAACCAACUGGACCAACGAGAAGACGCUGGACGACGGCCUUGGCCAUGGUACGUUUGUGGCUGGGGUCAUCGCCAGCAUGAGAGAGUGUCAAGGGUUUGCCCCCGAUUCAGAGCUUCACAUCUUCAGAGUCUUUACCAACAACCAGGUCUCCUAUACCUCCUGGUUCCUAGAUGCGUUCAACUACGCCAUCCUAAAGAAGAUCGACGUGCUGAAUCUCAGCAUCGGUGGGCCAGAUUUCAUGGACCACCCCUUUGUCGAUAAGGUCUGGGAGCUGACGGCUAACAGGGUGAUUAUGGUUUCUGCUAUUGGGAAUGAUGGACCACUUUAUGGGACCCUCAACAACCCUGCUGACCAGAUGGAUGUGAUUGGUGUCGGGGGCAUUGAUUUUGAGGACAACAUCGCUCGCUUUUCAUCCCGGGGCAUGACCACAUGGGAGCUGCCCGGCGGCUACGGCCGCGUGAAGCCGGACAUCGUGACGUACGGCUCUGGCGUGCGUGGCUCGGGCAUGAAGGAGGGCUGCCGCUCGCUGUCCGGCACCAGCGUGGCCUCGCCCGUGGUGGCUGGGGCAGUCACCCUGCUGGCCAGUACUGUCCCGAAUCGGGAGCUGGUGAACCCAGCCAGCAUGAAGCAGGCCCUCAUCGCUUCAGCUCGCCGCCUUCCCGGGGUCAACAUGUUUGAGCAGGGCCAUGGCAAGCUGGACCUUCUCCGCGCCUAUCAGAUCCUCAACAGCUACCAGCCCCAGGCCAGCCUGAGUCCCAGUUAUAUCGACUUGACGGAGUGUCCGUACAUGUGGCCCUACUGCUCCCAGCCCAUCUACUAUGGGGGCAUGCCUACCAUUGUUAACGUCACCAUCCUGAAUGGGAUGGGGGUCACAGGCCGAAUUGUUGACAAGCCUGUCUGGCAGCCUUACCUGCCUCAGAAUGGGGACCAUAUCGACGUGGCGGUCUCCUACUCCCCCGUGCUCUGGCCCUGGGCUGGGUACCUCGCCGUCUCCAUCUCGGUGGCGAAGAAAGCGGCGUCAUGGGAAGGCAUCGCUCACGGCCACGUGAUGGUGACUGUGGCCUCGCCGGCGGAAAACACUUCAAACGCUGGUGGGGAGCUGACAUCCACCGUGAAGCUGCCCGUGAAGGUGAAGAUCAUACCCACUCCUCCACGCAGCAAGAGGGUUCUGUGGGACCAAUACCACAACCUGCGCUACCCCCCCGGGUACUUCCCGCGAGACAACCUCCGCAUGAAGAACGACCCGCUGGACUGGAAUGGAGACCACAUCCAUACAAACUUCAGGGACAUGUAUCAGCACCUGAGGAGUAAUGGGUAUUUUGUGGAGGUGCUGGGGGCACCGCUCACCUGCUUUGAUGCCAGUCAGUAUGGAACCCUGCUGUUGGUGGACAGUGAGGAGGAGUAUUUCCCUGAGGAGGUCAACAAGCUUCGGCGCGAUAUCGACAACGGGCUGUCGCUCAUCAUCUUCAGUGACUGGUAUAACACCUCUGUCAUGAGGAAGGUGAAGUUCUACGAUGAGAACACCAGGCAGUGGUGGAUGCCGGACACAGGGGGCGCUAACGUGCCAGCCCUCAAUGACCUGAUAUCCAUUUGGGGGAUGGCCUUCAGCGAUGGGCUCUACGAGGGCGACUUCGCCAUGGCCGACCAUGAGAUGUACUACGCCUCUGGGUGCAGCAUUGCUCGCUUUCCGGAAGACGGAAUCGUCAUUGCCAAGACCCUGAAGGACCAAGGACUGGAGGUUUUGAAGCAGGAAACUGCGGUAGUUGACAAUGUUCCCAUAUUGGGUCUAUACCAAACCCCCUCUGAAGGGGGCGGCCGGAUAGGGCUGUAUGGUGAUUCCAACUGCAUCGAUGACAGUCAUAGGCAGAAAGACUGCUUUUGGCUCCUGGAUGCUCUCCUGCAGUUCACUUCCUACAGCAUGACCCCUGCCAGUCUCACCCACUCAAAGAGCCGGGUGGCCCCCCCCUCGUCAGUGUCUGAACACCCGCUGCCUGAGAGGUUGGAGGGUAACCACCUGUAUCGGUAUUCGAAGGUGCUGGAGGCUCAUCUGAGAGACCCCAAGCCUCGCCCGCUGCCAGCCUGUCCCCACCUGUCCUGGGCCAAACCGCAGCCGUUGAACGAGUCCGCACCCAGCAGUAACCUGUGGAAGCAUCAGAAACUGCUCUCUGUGGACAUGGAUAAAGUGGUGCUGCCCAACAUCCGGCCCUAUCGACCUCAGGUCCGACCCCUCUCCCCCGGAGAGAGCGGGGCCUGGGACAUUCCUGGAGGUAUCAUGCCAGGCCGCUACAACCAGGACGUAGGACAGACCAUCCCGGUGUUCGCCUUCUUGGGUGCCAUGGUGGUGCUGGCCUUCUUCGUGGUCCAGCUGACCAAAGCCAAGAGCAAGCCGAAGAGGAGGAAGCCUCGGGUGAAGCGGCCCCUCUUCCUGCAGCAGCUUCAGCAGCAGCCGCACACAGGCAGGACUCCCAGCGUGUGAACUGGACUCCACCCAGAUGCCUGGGAAAGCCGCCACAAGGGGGCGACAACGCGUAUGAGGAGGUCACAGGAGUUCAUUGAGAGAUGGAUGACCGUUAUCAAAGGAGCGUGACCCGUAUGGAAGAAACUUUCAUUCCACUGACCAAAUUGGAGAGUUGGCUUGAAUCCUGAUUCUUCUCUUUUUGUAUUUAUUUUUAUUACUAAAUGUUUACUAGACCUCCUUCUCCAGGACUCUUUCUAAAUGGGAAGAGCUUGACCAUUCAAGCCGGACUGAACGCUCUGCUUUUGGAGAUGCACAUUUUGGGAAAUAUUUUCACUUCUUUUGGUUUUCUUUUUGUAUGUCAGUUAUUUAAUCCGUUCAUCUGUUUUUAUGGAAAUGGCCUUUGCCAUGACACUGUACAUAUGCAUCAUUGUCUCCAUCACUACUGGAGGUAGAGGGCUAGUUGCCCUUCUCUCCGCCUUUCCAAAUAUACUCAAAUAUGAAGCUGAAA
Molecule: messenger RNA, 5288 nt
Organism: Paramormyrops kingsleyae
Lineage: Eukaryota; Metazoa; Chordata; Actinopteri; Osteoglossiformes; Mormyridae
Source: RefSeq, a predicted model, not a curated record